AUGCAUCAACAAAAUUUGUUUUCUCGGAAUAGAUCUGAAGCUUCUCAAGCUAUAUCUGGGUCCUUUGUUUUUCAACCAUCACUUAUAUCUGAUCAGGAUAAUGAAGUUAGAGGAAUAAUUCAUCUUAGAGGAGCUCCCUCAGAAAGAAGAGUAAGAUUUGAUGAAACUGCUAUUGAUAACGAAGGAAUGGGAAAGAAGAAAUCUAAAAUAUGUUGUAUUUAUCAUAAACCGCGAGAAUAUGAUGAGUCAUCUAGUGAUACUGACACUUCUUCAUCUGAAUCGGAAAAUCACAAAAAUUCUUAUCCCAAUAAUUAUGAAUGUUUUGGUAGAGAUAUGGAACCUAAUUGUGGGAACCCACAAUUAUAUGAUAAAGUUAAUAAACAUUUAAAUGCCUAUGAAACCUAUCCAAAAAAUAGGAAAACAUCUUAA
Pneumocystis jirovecii RU7 is the source of this 429-nucleotide messenger RNA. Its product is annotated as type 1 protein phosphatase-activating protein YPI1. NCBI's taxonomy places the organism in Eukaryota, Fungi, Ascomycota, Pneumocystomycetes, Pneumocystales, Pneumocystaceae. The record is from RefSeq and is a predicted model, not a curated record. Gene Ontology annotation, cellular component: nucleus. Gene Ontology annotation, molecular function: protein phosphatase 1 binding; protein serine/threonine phosphatase inhibitor activity. The coding region runs from base 1 to 429 and encodes 142 amino acids. The transcript has 2 exons.